This is a messenger RNA of Cyprinodon tularosa, 1776 nucleotides long. RefSeq names its product prostaglandin F receptor (FP) (gene ptgfr). Gene Ontology annotation, biological process: positive regulation of cytosolic calcium ion concentration; inflammatory response; adenylate cyclase-activating G protein-coupled receptor signaling pathway. The transcript has 3 exons. Lineage: Eukaryota; Metazoa; Chordata; Actinopteri; Cyprinodontiformes; Cyprinodontidae. The coding region runs from base 212 to 1306 and encodes 364 amino acids. Gene Ontology annotation, cellular component: plasma membrane. The record is from RefSeq and is a predicted model, not a curated record. Gene Ontology annotation, molecular function: prostaglandin F receptor activity.
UCACAUUCUAGGGUGCAUCUGAGUCUGAGGUGCCUCCUGUGCAGCAGCUGUGAGCUCUCACUAAGGCUUUCCACCUGCCUGAGCGCAGGAGGAACACCAAUGUGUGGCUUUUAAAGGGAGACGUCGUUUUUUAUUCUGCUGACUCAGAAGGCACAGAGUUAGGGUUGCUGUUUACCACAUGAGGCAACAAAACUGGAGAUUGUAGCAAGGGAUGUCGUCCAAUGAGAGCUCAGAAACUCGAUACAGGUCAGAGGUCAGAGGCUCCAACAGCACCCUCUGUCAUAGGGAGCUGUCUGUGACAGCGUCCGUCAUCUCCAUGACUGUGGGUAUUUUCUCCAACAGCUUUGCUCUCUUCAUUCUGAUAAAAUCCUAUAGUCGCCACCGAAUCAAGUCCAAAGCAUCCUUCCUGCUGUUUGCCAGCAGCCUGGUGACCACCGACCUGCUGGGUCACCUCAUCAAUGGCUCCCUGGUACUUCACGUUUACCGUUUUCACAGGAAGUGGGACACUUUCGAUCCACAUGGCAUCGUGUGCAGCAUCUUUGGAGUGUGCAUGGUGUUCUAUGGUCUCAGUCCCUUGUUUCUGUCAAGUGCCAUGGCUGUAGAGCGCUUUAUCGGAGUAACUAAACCUAUCUUCCACUCAACAGUGUUGGCCUCCCACCACGUUAGAAGGCUGCUUGGGUUCACCUGGCUGCUUGCUGCCAUUGUGGCUUUGUUGCCUUUGCUGCUGAGGAGACCCUAUGAGGUCCAGAGCUCCAGGAGUUUUUGUUUCUUUCACAUGGAACACCCCAAAGACUGGUUAGAUAUACUGUUGCCACUGAUCUUUUCUGUUCUUGGUUUGCUGGCACUGCUGCUCUCCAUUGUUUGCAAUACUCUGGCAAGCUGUGCCCUGCUGCAAGGCAGACUGCGGCACAAACACGGCUGCAGGGGAACAUCCUACCACUUGGAGAUGAUCUGCCAGCUGCUGGCUAUCAUGCUGGUGUCCUGCGUGUGCUGGGGGCCAUUACUGGUCCAUGUCAUCAUUCUGAGCACUAGAGCUAAAGAGGAAUCCUCCAGCUUCAGUCUGUUGACAAUGGUACGGAUGGCCACAUGGAAUCAGAUCUUGGACCCCUGGGUCUACAUCCUAUUGAGAAAGGCUGUUCUGAGGAAAAUCUUCAUGUUGUUUCACAGCUGCUGGGGCUCAAAGCUUCACACCUUCCACCGCUGGCAGCGCAGCACGCUCGGCAGCUCCGGGGAGAUGAGCAAAUCUGACUGCCUCCGCUACAGCAGACAGCCCCUUCCAGACACUACCAUCCAAUUCAUCACCUGAGUCCUGAUCGGGAGCCUUUAAUUGAAAUGAUGUGUCAGAAUUAAAACAUUAUUGAGUGACUACACAGACGACAGUGGCAUUCUUCCCUAAACAAGGUGGCAUUAACAGAUCUCUGAGAAUCAUUAUCUCUACUUUGUUGCAUAAGCUGCUUUUAACUAUGUGGAUAUUUUUGAGGAUUGUUUGCAGGAAAUUUAAUAUCUAUAUUUUUGUGUAGAAACUCAUUGUAACACAAUGACAUGUAAUGGGUAUGCAUGAAUGCAACAGAGUACCAUACUUGCAUGAAACCAAACAAAGCAAAAAUAAAUGUCUGCUGAUCUAAGUGGUCAAGUUUGUUUAAUCAAUACAUUUUGGAAGUGAAAAUGUUCCUUUAUUUUAAUUACAAAAAGUGAUUUAUUUUAGCUGCAGCAGAGUGAACAAAAAUUGGUGUUGAUAGCUGACCUUUUAUUUUGUAUUUUACACCUGUGAAAGGG